Molecule: messenger RNA, 1068 nt
Organism: Rotaria socialis
Lineage: Eukaryota; Metazoa; Rotifera; Eurotatoria; Philodinida; Philodinidae
Source: the annotation of a GenBank genome assembly
AUGGACGAUCAAGUUGAUGAUAGCACAAUGAAUUCGAAUAGAAUCAAUGACGAUAAUCAAGGACACGAUGGAAGACGAAAUCGUACAAUGCGUGAUGGAAAACCCAAUUUUCGACUUUUGAUUCCAUCUCGCCAUGCAGGAGCUAUUAUUGGUAAAGGUGGAAAAACUAUUCAAGAGCUUCGUACAAAACAUCAAUGCCAAAUACAAAUAGCGGACUGUGAAGUACCCGAACGUGUUUUAAUUAUUAAUGGCGAUGAAACAGAUGUAAUUAAUUGUAUAUCCGAUAUACUUACGUGUAUUUCGGAAAGUCAUCAACAUUCACAUAAACCUGACCAAAAUGAAGUGCGCGCUCUAAUCCACCAAUCCCAAGCAGGAGCAUUGAUUGGUAAAGGAGCAUCAAGAAUCAAAGAAUUUAGAGAGAAACAUAAUGUUGAUGUGAAAGUCUAUCCUGAAUGUUGCCCUGGAGGAUCAACAGAACGAUGUAUUUCAAUGCGUGGCAGUAAAGAUGAUGUUUUAAGAUGUUUAACUGAAGUUUACAGUGUGCUUAAUGGUGUUCCACCACGUGGUUCAUAUCGUUAUUAUGAUCCAUCGGCAUAUAAUGGUUAUAAUGUUGCAGAUUACGGAGGCUAUUCCGAUAAUUCAAUGGGUAAUAAUCAAUUAAAUUUACGAGCCAGCAAUCCUAUUGAAUAUCGAAAUCAUUCUUAUGGCCCAUCAUCACAAGGUUAUUCACAAUAUAAUGAUAAAUAUGCUGACGAUGGUUACAACAGAAAUCGCACUCGUGGUGGUGGUGGUGGUGGUGGUUUUAAUCCACCUCAUCAACAAUAUGAACCAUCGACAACCACACAAGUGACUAUUCCAAAUGAAAUGGCGGGUAUUGUUAUCGGUGCUAAGGGUUCGAAAAUAUCUCAAAUUCGUCAUGAAUCAGGCGCAUCAAUUAAAAUUGAUUCUCAACCCAUGAAUGGCACCAAUGAUCGAUUAAUAACAAUAAAUGGUAAUCCAAAUCAAAUUCAACAAGCUCUAUUUCUUCUUCAACAAGCUGUUCGUCGAUCAAAUGUAUGGAAUGAAUAA